CACCGGCGGCGCUGCCAGCAGCGGGCUGCAGCCGCCUCCGCCGCCCGUGACGCGGCCUUCUGGGAGGCGGCUGCGGUGCUGGAGGGGGCGGCGCGGGGCGGGGAGCUGCCGCGGGGGGUGGAGCUGGAGGAGGUGCUAGCGAGUCUGUCCCUCGCCCCCGACCUCGCCGUAGCUCUGGGCUUGGACUGGGCACUCCCCGCCUCCGCCUCCGCCUCCUCCGGUGCUGCUGGGGGCCGAGGUGGGGGUGGCGGGGUGGGUGGAGGCGGUGCUGUCCCCCCCCUCAGCAGUCCGGGGGCGCUGGCGGGCGCUAGCGAGCAGGAGCUGCGGGCGGAGCUGGCGCGGAGGGUGGGCGAGCGGACACAGGAGCGCGUGAUGAGCGGUGACCCAUGGGUCGCGGACCCAUGCGGCAUGGGCCUGCCCGGCUACCGCACCCGCUACUACACCUCCCGCUUCCCGGAGCUGGCUGGGGGAGGGGGUGGGGGAGGGGGUGGGGAUGUGGACCGGGUGGCUGCGCGGGUGGUGCGCGCAUACAUGGAC
Messenger RNA from Astrephomene gubernaculifera, 537 nucleotides. Lineage: Eukaryota; Viridiplantae; Chlorophyta; Chlorophyceae; Chlamydomonadales; Astrephomenaceae. The record is from the annotation of a GenBank genome assembly.